UCAGCGGCUGGAAGUAGGUCAGUGGAACCUGGGUUGCGACAUUGUAUCGGUGGCGGCCGGGAGCGGCGCUUUGAAGCCAGCGACAAGACAGUACACCUGCAGGCGGGAAUACCUGCCGGCACUCUUCCGUGCAAGAUUGUCCAAUGGCAGACCAAAAUAUGGACAUAACUUCAACAAUAAAUGAUUUUACCUCGACUGAUCCAAGUGGAUUGAUAUUGAGCUCCUUGGGCACAGCAGGCAUGGACUUUAACCGGAAACGCAAAGGAAGUUCCACAGAUUAUCAACUUGAUGGCUUUUCGUUUGAAGAUGGGAUGGACACUGACAAAGAGGACCAACACAGCAGGAUGGAAUGUACAGACCAACACGGACGAGUGAAAAAUGCCAGAGAGGCUCAUAGCCAGAUUGAAAAGCGGCGCCGGGAUAAGAUGAACAGUUUUAUUGAUGAGCUGGCGUCAAUGGUGCCAACAUGCAAUGCCAUGUCACGGAAACUGGACAAACUCACUGUGCUGAGGAUGGCCGUACAGCAUAUGAAGACCCUACGAGGAGCCACCAAUGCUUACACAGAGGCUAACUACAAACCAGCUUUUCUUUCAGAUGAUGAGCUGAAACAUCUUAUCCUCAGGGCAGCUGAUGGAUUUCUUUUUGUUGUGGGUUGCGACAGAGGAAAGAUACUUUUUGUAUCUGAAUCAGUUUUCAAAAUCCUCAACUACAGCCAGACGGAUCUGAUUGGUCAGAGCUUGUUUGACUACCUCCAUCCGAAGGACAUUGCCAAAGUCAAAGAGCAACUCUCCUCAUUCGACACAGCCCCGAGGGAGAGGCUUAUAGAUGCCAAAACUGGCUUGCCAGUUAAGACGGAUAUAACUCCAGGACCCUCCCGAUUGUGUUCGGGGGCAAGACGCUCAUUCUUCUGUCGGAUGAAAUGCAACAGGCCUUCGGUCAAGUUAGAGGACAAGGACUUUGCAUCAAACUGCUCCAAGAAGAAAGCUGAUCGCAAGAGUUUCUGCACCAUUCACAGUAGUGGCUACCUGAAGAGCUGGCCACCCACCAAGAUGGGAUUGGAUGAAGACAACGAGCCUGACAAUGAAGGCUGCAACUUAAGCUGCCUCGUUGCCAUUGGGCGAUUGCACCCUCACAUUGUCCCGCAGCCAAUCAGUGGAGAGAUCAGAGUAAAAUCAACGGAGUACGUUUCCCGACAUGCGAUAGAUGGGAAAUUUGUGUUCGUGGACCAAAGGGCAACGGUGAUUCUGGGAUAUUUGCCACAGGAGCUCCUUGGGACCUCAUGUUAUGAAUACUUCCAUCAAGAUGAUAUAGUACAUCUUGCAGAAUGCCACCGACAAGUAUUACAGAGUAGGGACAAGAUCACCACCAGCUGCUACAAGUUCAGAAUAAAGGAUGGCUCCUUCAUCACACUACGCAGUUACUGGUUCAGUUUCCUCAAUCCAUGGACCAAGGAAGUUGAAUAUCUAGUUUCAACAAACACAGUUGUUUUUGCCAGCUCUCUGGAUAGGGGCGAUACAGCCACUCUGCCUCUCUCAGGUUCCCCUUCGCACAUGGAUAAUAUGUUACAGACUGGAGAAGCCAGUUCAAAGCGUGCGCUCACCGCUGUUCCUGGCAUUCCUGGGGGGACCCGUGCUGGAGCUGGAAAAAUUGGUCGGAUGAUUGCUGAGGAAGUUAUGGAACUACAAAGGAUUAGAGGAUCCUCCCCUUCAAGCUGCAGUUCUAGCCCACUUAACAUCACCAGUACGCCACCUCCUGACACAUCAUCUCCAGGGGGAAAGAAGAUUCUGAAUGGUGGCACGUCAGACACGGCCAAUGCAGGAGUAUUGCCCGGGCAGGUGACAGACAGCACUGGUUAUCCAUACACUGAUGGCAGCUCUCUACUUAGUGGCAACGCUCACCUAGGCAUCGACAUGAUUGAGGAUCGUUCAUCUAGCAGUCCCAGCAAUGAUGAAGCAGCCAUGGCAGUGAUCAUGAGCCUUCUGGAGGCAGAUGCAGGGCUGGGUGGUCCGGUUGAUUUUAGCGACUUGCCGUGGCCCCUCUGAACAGUGUGUUACGUUGGCAGCCCAAGUAGUUUAUAUGAAGAAGACUGCGUUCAUGUAAACACUGAUGGAGCCACUCAUCGGGCUUAUUGCCAAUGUGUGUGUGUCUGCGUGUUGCUUUGACUUGCAUGUAGCUGAGACACGUGUGUGGAUCCCACAAAAAUGCCUCACCCCAAUCCAUUGCGUCUAUGAAGCAAGUUGCUAUGUUAACGUUGAAAUACUGGUGAGUUUAAGCUUGAUUUAAAAAACAAUUGAACAGAAGCACUUUCUGGAGCUUAACUUUGCAAUGUUUUUUUUAAUAAACACUAGAUUCCCAAUGUGUGUAAUCUUCUCUUCAAAACUAAUUGUUAAAAUUUGGUUUUUAUUCUUGCAUCGCUUUGUCCAAAGUAUAUAUACAUAUAUUUAUUGUAUUAGUUAUGAAAUGCAGUUUCAAAACUGCAGAGUUGAUCUUGUUUGCCAUUUGUACAGUUUUUUUUUACAGAAAUCACUUUGUACAGAGAGAAAUGCUGUCUUAAAACCUUAACCUAAGUUAAUAUAUUUGUAUAUACUAUGUAAACUGGAUUUGUACUGAUGUUCUGUCCCCUCUUAUCCCAUAAUAGACAAGACCUUGAUUUUAUGUACAUUAAAUUCAUUUUAAUUUAUUCCUUAAGCCAUAUUACCCCUGCUUGAAGUGUGUCUGCUAUUGCAUGACUUGUACCUCUUUAUCCAAUGCAUUGGGCGGUAUCCCACAGGAUUGUACACCUGCAUGCAAGUGCACAGCUUUACACUGCUUUUUAACUUUUUCAACGUAUUUUUAAAAAGCUAAGCAUCUAAUAAAGAAAACAGACCAUUUA
Messenger RNA from Carcharodon carcharias (great white shark), 2872 nucleotides. RefSeq names its product aryl hydrocarbon receptor nuclear translocator-like protein 1. Gene Ontology annotation, cellular component: aryl hydrocarbon receptor complex; cytoplasm; transcription regulator complex. The record is from RefSeq and is a predicted model, not a curated record. The transcript is spliced from 18 exons. Gene Ontology annotation, biological process: circadian rhythm; regulation of transcription by RNA polymerase II. NCBI's taxonomy places the organism in Eukaryota, Metazoa, Chordata, Chondrichthyes, Lamniformes, Lamnidae. The coding region runs from base 144 to 2042 and encodes 632 amino acids. Gene Ontology annotation, molecular function: DNA-binding transcription factor activity, RNA polymerase II-specific; RNA polymerase II cis-regulatory region sequence-specific DNA binding; protein dimerization activity.